Molecule: messenger RNA, 2372 nt
Organism: Lutra lutra (Eurasian river otter)
Lineage: Eukaryota; Metazoa; Chordata; Mammalia; Carnivora; Mustelidae
Product: phospholipid scramblase 1-like
Exons: 9
Coding region: 156-1247 (363 amino acids)
Biological process (GO): plasma membrane phospholipid scrambling
Cellular component (GO): plasma membrane
Molecular function (GO): phospholipid scramblase activity
Source: RefSeq, a predicted model, not a curated record
CCCCGGAAGCAGAAGGGCGACUCGCGUGGGACCCCUCUGGCCCGUCAUUUGUUUCCUGCCCAGACUUCCUUGCAGGCUUAGCGACCGCUUAGUACUGUUCACCUCUCCGCCGCGCUGAGGAGCCCGGCAAGAGCCUGAGCUAACUUUUCUAAAUCAUGGAAAAACAAAAUGGGCAAAUGAGGGCUCCUUAUCCAGGAACAAAUUUACCACCUGGACAUCCCCCUGAAUAUCCUUCAGCAGCAUUCCAAAGACAUCCAGAGCACACUGGCUACCCUGGCCCCCAGCCUGGCUACCCUGGCCCCCAGCCUGGCUUCCCUGGCCCCCAGCCUGGCUAUCCUGGCCCCCAGCCUGGCUACCCUGGCCCCCAACCUGGCUAUCCUGGCCCCCAGCCUGGUUAUCCUGGCCCCCAGCCUGGUUACCCUGGCCCCAAGGCUGGCUACCCUGGCCCCCAGGCUGGCUACUCAAUUCCACCAGCUGGUUAUUCAGGUGCUGGCCAGGUAGGCUUUCCUGUCCAACACCAGCCAGUGUACAGUCAGCCAGGUGGACCUGCAGGGGUACCAUGGAUGCCAGCACCACCACCUCCAAUAGAUUGUCCACCUGGAUUGGAAUAUUUAAGUCAGAUAGAUCAGAUACUGGUUCAUCAGCAAGUUGAGCUUCUGGAAGUCUUAACAGGUUUUGAAACUAAUAACAAAUAUGAAAUUAAGAACAGCUUUGGACAGAGGAUUUACUUUGCAGCAGAGGAUACGGAUUUCUGCACCCGAAAUUGCUGUGGGGCUUCUAGGCCAUUUACCAUGAGAAUUCUUGAUAAUAUGGGCCGAGAGGUUAUAACUCUGGAGAGACCACUAAAGUGUGACAGCUGUUGUUUCCCUUGCUGCCUUCAGGAGAUAGCAAUCCAUGCUCCUCCUGGUGUACCUAUAGGUUAUGUUAUUCAGAACUGGCAUCCAUGCCUGCCCAGGUUUACAGUUCAAAAUGAGAGGAGAGAGGAUGUACUAAAAAUUACUGGUCCAUGUGUUCUAUGCAGCUGUUGUGCAGAUGUUGAUUUUGAGAUUAAAUCUCUUGAUGAAGAAAAUGUGGUUGGCAAGAUUUCCAAGCAGUGGACUGGUCUCGUGAGAGAGGCAUUUACAGAUGCUGAUAACUUUGGUAUCCAGUUCCCUUUAGACCUUGAUGUGAAAAUGAAAGCUGUGAUGCUCGGUGCAUGUUUCCUUAUUGACUUCAUGUUUUUUGAAAGGAAUGGAAACAACGAAUAAAAAGCAGCAUGGUAAUGUGAAUUAAUGAAAAUCUCCUCAGAAAGUUUGAAGUCUGAAUUGAUUGGGACUAUGUAAAAAAAAAGCUGGUUUUUUUUUCUUUGUUGAAAUAACUAAUAGCAUAUGUGAAUUAUACUGUGAUACCUGAAGUUCCUGUUAUAUAUGACUUUUGGAAUUAUGCAUUUAUUUUCUAUAUCACUUACUUAUAAAUGUUUUUAUGCAUUUUCUUUUAUUUCAUACAUGUUCUUUUUCUUUGUGUAUUUUGGAGAAAGGACAUGUGAAUUUUUACAUUUAAUCAUGAAACUUCCCAUGGUAAAUUGUUUUGAACUGUAAUUUCUUUUAUUUUCAAUUUUUAUAGAAAAUUAACUAAAGCCUUAUUAAAGUAAUUUAAUAUAAAAGUUACGUUUUAUUAAAUAUAGUUCCAGUUUACUUCACAUGUGUAAAAACUAAUGUUACUUUGCAAAUACUAUAUAAUCACAUAAGUGAAAAUCGAUAUAAUUUCAAUUUCCUUUACAACUAUGUUAAAAUAAUACUUAAUAUUCAUAUUACCGAGGAACAUAAAAUGUGUAUUUGUUUUUGUUCGCAAAUUACAGUAUAUAUAAUUUAUAAGUUAAUCUACUACUAUAAAAAGAUUUUCAUAUUAACAAGACAAUAAAUUAUUGAUGUUUUAAUGAUUUCCAAGGAAAAAGGUAUGUGGUAAAGAAGAACACAUUCAAAGACUCUAUAAAACUGAAACAUUGUUAUCAUUUUUGAAGUAAUUAUUUACACAUGGAAUAAAUGGUUAACUCCUGUAUUUAUUUUAUCAUUCAUAGAGCAUAACAGUUAUGAGAUCACUCAGAUGUUAAAUAGAACAUAUAUAUUCCUCUGAGUAGAAACUUCAGUAAUGGUCUGUUGGAGUAUUUACACCAACAAUCAAAUAACUGAUUUAAAAAUUAUUGAUAUAUUUGCAUAUUUGAUUUUUCUAAAUAAACUGUGAAUAGUCAAUUUAGGUGGUAUUCUGAACAUUACACAUUUACCACCUUUCUGCUUUCAGAUCUCCUUUAAAAGGAGCAAAAGCAUAGAUGAUCUUUAUUAAAAUCCAUUUUUUUUUUCAAAAUCAGCAAAAAUAAAAUUUAAUGGUGGGCCGCA